GAGUGCCAUUCAGUGACCACCAAUUCAUCCACGAAUUGAUCCACGAAUUCAUGUAUUGUCUGCAGUGACGAGUGAACCCAACCCACAGUCACACCAUUGAGGCAACAGUUUAUCAAUUAGUGAAUCCAGAGUCAACACUAUUGACACAUUGGUUGGACUCUCAUUCCCAGCCAUUGCUGCCAUUUCUGUGACCCAAACACCACUCAUCACCACUCAGUCACUUCCAUAAUGGAGACAACUAUUACUGUGACAUCAAAUGACACGAAAUCUGCCGAAGAAUCGGACGAAGCGAUAGUGAAAGAGAGCGGCGAACAAGACCUGAAG
Messenger RNA from Oppiella nova, 324 nucleotides. The record is from the annotation of a GenBank genome assembly. Lineage: Eukaryota; Metazoa; Arthropoda; Arachnida; Sarcoptiformes; Oppiidae.